AGGGAAACGGGUGGCCCAGUUUGCUGAUCUAUAUAUAGCAGAACCAUUGCAGGCUCCAAGACCAUACACAUCAUACACCUUCGCAUUCUCUCUGAGCCAUUUGCCCUUCAGCUCUAUCUUCUUCUUCUCUGCUUACACAGAUUCAAAGGCUCAAGUUCCAGGCUUUCCAGUCACUGCAGAAUGGGGAGUGCCGGCGAAACCAAGUAUGGUGCAUACACCUAUGAGAACUUGGAGAGGGAACCAUACUGGCCAUCAGAGAAGCUCCGGAUCUCUAUUACUGGGGCAGGUGGUUUUAUUGCUUCCCACAUUGCCCGGCGCUUGAAGAGCGAGGGCCACUACAUUAUUGCUUCUGAUUGGAAGAAGAAUGAGCACAUGACUGAAGAUAUGUUCUGUCAUGAAUUUCACCUUGUGGACCUGAGGGUCAUGGAGAAUUGCUUGAAGGUCACUAAUGGAGUUGACCAUGUGUUUAAUCUUGCUGCUGAUAUGGGCGGGAUGGGCUUCAUUCAGUCCAACCACUCGGUUAUCAUGUAUAACAACACAAUGAUCAGUUUCAACAUGCUCGAGGCUGGCCGAAUCAAUGGGGUUAAGAGGUUUUUCUAUGCCUCUAGUGCUUGUAUCUACCCUGAAUUUAAGCAGCUGGAAACCAAUGUGAGCUUGAAGGAGGCUGAUGCCUGGCCUGCUGAGCCUCAAGAUGCUUAUGGCUUAGAGAAGCUGGCAACAGAGGAGUUGUGCAAGCACUACAACAAAGAUUUUGGUAUUGAGUGUCGUGUUGGAAGGUUCCAUAACAUUUAUGGUCCUUUUGGAACAUGGAAAGGUGGCAGGGAGAAGGCUCCAGCUGCUUUCUGUAGAAAGGCUCAAACUUCCGUUGAUAAGUUUGAGAUGUGGGGGGAUGGACUUCAGACCAGAUCCUUCACCUUCAUUGAUGAAUGUGUAGAAGGUGUACUUAGAUUGACAAAGUCGGACUUCCGUGAGCCAGUGAACAUUGGAAGUGAUGAGAUGGUUAGCAUGAAUGAGAUGGCUGAGAUUGUUCUUAGCUUUGAGAACAAAAAGCUCCCCAUCCAUCACAUUCCCGGGCCAGAGGGAGUCCGUGGUCGUAACUCAGACAACACACUGAUCAAAGAGAAACUUGGUUGGGCUCCUACAAUGAAGUUGAAGGAUGGGCUGAGAUUUACAUACUUUUGGAUCAAGGAACAGAUUGAGAAAGAGAAGGCUCAAGGUGUCGACUUGGCAGUUUAUGGGUCAUCCAAGGUGGUUGGAACCCAAGCUCCAGUUCAGCUAGGCUCACUUCGUGCCGCAGAUGGGAAAGAAUGAGGUGGUUGAGGCUGAUAGCUCAAUAAGUUGCACUUAAGAAAGCCAAGUUUUAUUAAGGUUUAUUUAUGUUUUAGUGCUCUGGUGCUUAUUGUCUAUUAUAUCGAUAUAUGCUGGUUGCAGUAUAUUGAUUUGUUUCAAGGGAAGCUUUUAUGCUCCCAAUAACUGUGCUCUAGCUUUUCAGGCAACCUUCUCUCCCUUAGAAUAUGUUGGCCUUUAUGAUAAGUUAUGUCUCUUUGCCCCUUCUGAAGUUGGGGGAUGGAUGAUCCAUAUCUUUUUUCAGUCUAUGAGAUAAAUUUGUGCUUCAAAUCUUGUGAUAUUUCAUAAGUAUUGACGUAUUGUGCUUC
Molecule: messenger RNA, 1655 nt
Organism: Corylus avellana
Lineage: Eukaryota; Viridiplantae; Streptophyta; Magnoliopsida; Fagales; Betulaceae
Gene: GME
Product: GDP-D-mannose 3',5'-epimerase
Molecular function (GO): GDP-mannose 3,5-epimerase activity; NAD binding
Source: RefSeq, a predicted model, not a curated record